Molecule: messenger RNA, 747 nt
Organism: Lynx canadensis (Canada lynx)
Lineage: Eukaryota; Metazoa; Chordata; Mammalia; Carnivora; Felidae
Product: membrane-spanning 4-domains subfamily A member 8-like
Exons: 6
Coding region: 1-747 (248 amino acids)
Biological process (GO): cell surface receptor signaling pathway
Cellular component (GO): plasma membrane
Source: RefSeq, a predicted model, not a curated record
AUGGCUUCAGCAGGACCCAUGGCCAAUUCCAUGUUUGUGGUGGCACCUCCCAAUGGGUAUCCUGAGAUCCAAGGAGGCAUGUGUCAGGUGCCCCCGUAUCCCAGCAACCAGCCCCAAGUCCACCUCAUUCCUGUGAACCCCCCUGGUUUGAAGUCAUCUGUAACUGAGCAACCUGCCCAGAGAGCCUUGAAAGAGGGCAAAGUCUUAGGGGCCAUCCAGAUCCUGAUUGGCCUGGUCCACGUGGGCCUCGGCUCCAUCAUGGCCACCGUCCUCUCAGGGCACUACACAGCGAUCUCGUUCUACGGAGGCUUUCCCUUCUGGGGAGGCGUCUGGUUCAUCAUUUCAGGAUCCCUCUCAGUGUCAGCCGAAAAUCAGCCAAAAUCCUCUUACCUGCUGAAUGGCAGUUUGGGCUUGAACAUUGUCAGCGCAAUCUGUUCUGUGGUUGGAAUGACACUCUUCAUCAUGGAUAUGAGUCUCCCUCCCAUCUAUGCCCGCCCUGACUCUUAUCCCUACUAUGACACCUGGGGUGUGACCCCCGGAGUGGCGAUUUCGGGCGUGCUGCUCAUUUUCUGUCUCCUCGAGUUCGGCAUUGCCUGUGCAUCUUCCCACCUGGGCUGCCAACUGGUCUGCUGUCAGCACAACGUGGGCGUGGUCCUCCCGAAUGUCUAUAUGGCAAACCCAGUGGUCGUCCCAGAACCAGUGAACUUGCCACCGACUUAUUCCAACGACGCCCAGGGCUCCAGAUAA